AUGGACAGUGGACAAUUGAGAUACGAGUUCCAUUUAAUUACAGGAAUACGGACCAGUAAAGGCAGUGGGAUGCCAGAUUACUUAUGUUAUCAAUGCUCAGCAUAUUUAAAGAGUUGCAAAAAGUUUCGAGACAGAUGUCAACGGGCCCAUUACGCUUUACAACAAAUACUUAACAUAAACAAAGAGAUAAAGAAAACAAAUCUCAGAGAUUUUAAUCGCUCUUUAUUUGAUAUUAUGCCGUCUUUAUCACUAAUGAACUUGGAGAAAGCUCAUUAUGAACAAACUAAGUUUCAAUGGACACAAUAUAACCGACUGUCUCAUUCUAGUACUUUAAGGGUAAAUGCCAUGCCAAUAUUUCACUGUAGUACGUUGACUUCGGAGGAUACUUUUAAUACAGUGACUAACAUCCCAAUUGAAAUAGAAAUCACAAAUGACAAAAUUAAGAAUGAUAUGGAAGAGGUAGUCCAGUGUGUCGUAAAUUCUAACUUUGAAUCAAGCAAAGAGGAUUACUUAGCCGAAUCAACCUCUAAUGUUGAAUUAGUUGAUGCGUUUAUGGAUAAUGAUGAGACUUUCGCCAGUGACGCUGAACCAGAUUCAUUAGAACUUAACAAUAUUUGUAAGAAUGAAAAAACAGAAGGUGAUGUUGAUGGAUCAAAUUUGGAUGAAGAGUACGCUAUGAUGAUACCUAUAUCGGUGAAAGAAGCCAAAGCUGCAAUAGAAGUGUAUAAAAUGUUUAGUCAUGGGAAGUUUAAUUGUGAAAUAUGUAACAAAGCAUAUUUCAAUGAGAAUAGAUUAAAAGUACACAUGAGGAUGCAUGAUAAGCACAUAAGUGGCACAUUUCACUGUGGACUUUGUAACUAUUACUACAAAACUGAGUAUUUAUUAAAAACACACAUGACAGAAAAACAUAUGUAUAAAUAUGUCUGUAGGAAAUGCCCGGAUGUUAAUUUUGAUAGGACCUCUGCGAAACAGCACUAUAUAUGGUCACAUUUACAAAAAGGAAGUAAGAAAGAUGCAAACUGGUACGAAUCACGACCAUCGUGGCUGAGUACCAAAGGUGGUAAAAGAGUUAAAGGAGUUGUCACUCUAAAGCCUGUCAGGAAGCUGAAGAAAGUGCCUAAAGACUUCUUACUGUACUCACCCAUUCAACACGAAGAACAGUAUGCCUUGGUUCAAGAGAGACAGAAUUCCAGAAACUAUAAAGAAGCGAAAUUUAAGUGUAAUUUGUGCUAUAGAGGCUUUAGAGAAAUGGUGACGUACAGCAAGCAUAUGAAAAAACACAAUCCGGAGCAUGCGGGCCCUCUACAAUGUGAUAUGUGCAAACUCCAUUUCAUGGACCAGCGUAGAAUGUACAAGCACAUGAAUAUCACUCACCUGUUCAAGUACUCCUGUCAGAUGUGCACAUAUGUUUGCUAUAAUAGAGGUCAAGCACAAAUGCAUUAUCGGUGGCAUAAGAACGUCAAAUAUCAAUGUCCUCAUUGUAAAAUGGAAUUCGUGAAAGCCUCAACGCGUCUAACUCACAUUAGAAUAAAGCAUCCGUCUAUGAACCUUUGUAACUUAUGUGGGCACAGCUUCGUCAGUGAAACGGGCCUCUAUUGUCACAAACAAAUCGCACACACUAAAGAGGAGAUAGAGUUGUGCGCAACAUUGAGUGUGAACGAGUCGGACCCGGCGUACUGCGCCGACUGCAACAUGCAGUUCGUGAGCGAAGCCGCAUUCAACACGCACCUCGGGAGCUCCUAUAAACAUGCAUCGACCAACCUCUCGUCCAAGCCGAGCCGGCGGCGCAAGUGCGAGGACAAGCGCAAGUCGCGCGGCCGCCCGCGGCGCGGCGCCUGCUCCGAGAUCGUCAACAACGGCGUCACCACGCCCACCACCUGCGAAGUGUGUAACGUGGUGCUCGCCAACGACGUUCAGGCUCGCAAACACUACGAGUCCGAGCACCCCGACACGGAGUUCCUCAAGCGGUACAUGUGUGACGUGUGCGGACACACCACGAGGCAAUACGCGAACCUGUUAGUCCACAUGCGCACUCACACCGACGAGAAGCCCUACGAGUGUCCGCACUGCGACCGACGGUUCAACAUGCCUAGCAACAGGGACCGCCAUCUCGUUGUGCACACGGGUGAGAAAAGGUACCAGUGUCAACAUUGUAACCGUCGGUUUACACAAAGCAGCGCUUGCAAACUUCACAUACAAACCGUUCAUUUCAAGAUACCUUAUGCGCCUUGGAACAAGAAGAACCGUAAACGGCGCAAGGAGUUGGAGACUGCAAAUUUAGCCGCCACAUCCGUUCUGCCGACACAGCACAAGCUCACGUUCGACACCCAAGGCGAUUAUCUCAACGCUUACAUCACUUAUAAUGACGAAUAA
Arctia plantaginis is the source of this 2373-nucleotide messenger RNA. The record is from the annotation of a GenBank genome assembly. Lineage: Eukaryota; Metazoa; Arthropoda; Insecta; Lepidoptera; Erebidae.